Messenger RNA from Rhincodon typus (whale shark), 6529 nucleotides. RefSeq names its product eukaryotic translation initiation factor 2-alpha kinase 3 (gene eif2ak3). Gene Ontology annotation, molecular function: ATP binding; protein binding; protein kinase activity. The transcript is spliced from 16 exons. The record is from RefSeq and is a predicted model, not a curated record. The coding region runs from base 69 to 2759 and encodes 896 amino acids. Gene Ontology annotation, biological process: protein phosphorylation. NCBI's taxonomy places the organism in Eukaryota, Metazoa, Chordata, Chondrichthyes, Orectolobiformes, Rhincodontidae.
UUGGGAAUAAAGUAAUAAUUCCAUCCCUGGAUGGAGACCUGUUCCAGUGGGACAGAGACCGGGAGAGCAUGGAGACGGUUCCUUUUACAGUGGAAUCGCUGCUGGAAUCUUCCUACCGACUUGGUGAUGAUGUGGUCUUGGUUGGAGGGAAGUCACACACAAGCUAUGGGUUGGAUGCAUACACUGGAAAGAUGCGAUAUAUCUGCUCCGCAGCAGGCUGCCGCCGCUGGGAAGAGGAAACGACUGAGCAGGAUUCAGACCUCUUGCUGCUGCAGCGUACACAGAAAACUGUCAGGGCUGUGGGACCUCGAUCUGGUACAGAGAAGUGGAACUUCAGUGUCGGACACUAUGAGCUGAGGUUUAUUCGAGAUGCUGCAUCGAAGGUCAACUACAUUGAGAGUAGUUCCACUGCUAAUAGUAGGAAUGGUCAAUCAGCGACCUUCUCUGAAUGGGACCAGGAUACCACUGUGAAAGAUCGUAUUAUAAAGGUCUCGGUGUCGGACUGGAAGGUGAUGUCUUUUAGCAGUAAACGAGGUGGCCAACUGGAGUGGGAACACCAGUUCUGUACUCCGGUGGCAUCAGCCUGGUUAGUGGAGAAUGGAGAAGUGAUCCCGGUCAGCCUCUUUGAUGAUGCCAGCUAUUCUGCUAGCCGCAGCAGUGAGAUAGAAGACGAGGAAGAUCUGGUGGAAGCUGCGAGAGGAGCGGCAGAGUCAGCUGAGUCUGGAGUCUAUCUCGGCAUGUACAAGGGACAACUGUACAUGCAGUCAUCUGUUAGGUUGUGUGAGAAAUUCCCAUUGAUGCCCACCCUUGAGGAAUAUGGAGACAACAAAGUUGCGUCUUUGCCUGAUGUCAGGUGGAAGCCUCUAAUCCAUUCGCCAACUAGAACACCAGCAUUGAUUCGGUCAGAUGAGCAUGAUAAAUGUCUCAGCAAUGAUAGACAUUCUCAUGAUGAAUAUAGUAAUGGAGCUCUGUCGAUUUUACAGUAUCCAUACGAUAAUGGUUUUCAUUUGCCUUACUAUGUGCGUGAGAGAAACAAGCGUGGCACCCAGGUUUCCAUCAAAUUCUUCGACUCGACUAGGAAAAAGAAGGAAAUCACAAGGAAGGACCCCAUUCUCCUGCUGGAAUGGUGGAGGGAAAUUGCUUUCACCAUCCUUGUCUGCAUUAUUGCAACUACUUAUGUGGUUCAUAAGCUUGUCCGAUAUCCAGCUUCAGUCAUGAAAAAGGAGAAAUUGGAGUUUCCAUGUCGGACUGACAGCACAAGUGAGGUGCCUGUGGGAGAAGUUAAGGUUGACUUGAUAAAUUGCUGUGGGACUGCUGACUACGUGUCCAGAUGCCUUACUGACUUUGAAUUGGUUCAAUGUCUUGGACGCGGAGGAUUUGGUGUUGUUUUCGAGGCCAAAAACAAAGUUGAUGAUUGUAAUUAUGCUAUCAAGAGGAUUCGACUCCCGAAUCGAGACCAAGCACGGGAGAAGGUGAUGCGGGAGGUGAAGGCACUGGCUAAGCUGGAGCAUCCGGGCAUUGUCCGCUAUUUCAAUGCCUGGCUGGAGACGCCACCUGAAGGCUGGCAGGAGGAGAUGGACAAGCAGCUGCUGAAAGAUGAAGGCACUGAUUGGCCUGCGAGUUCUCCAGAUGUUCCAUCUGUUAACCGUCCAGAGCUUCCUGUUGCAGCAAACUGUUCAGACUUCAGCCAAUCUUUGGAACAGCCCCAUUGUGGCCAAGAUAGUCUUCUGUCUGAGUAUGAAAGUGAAGGCAAUUCUGAGCUGGCACAUUCCUUUGAACUAUUCCCUUCAGCUGCUGGCAGUGUUGUGAAGGAGGACAGGACUGCAUCCUUUGACGUGGUGUUUGAAGAUUCUGGCUGUGACCAAGCAUCUGAGCAUACACUGGACUUGGCGCCAUCGUGCCACAGUAGAAGCGGUGAUGGGAGACAAAACACCAUUUCUCGGGAAGAGAAAUCAAGUAGAACUGGGGGUCUGGUUUCCAAUGAUACUUUAUCACGUUCUCCACCAAGACCCACAUCGUUAAAUCUGGGCCUGUGUAAAGACUCCGGGGAGAAAGCAAAACCAAACUCGCCUAAAGUUUACUUGUACAUUCAGAUGCAACUCUGCAGGAAAGAGACUCUGAAAGACUGGAUGAAUGGCCGAUGUCAGAUGGAGGACCGGGACCGGACUGAGUGUCUAAAGAUAUUUUUACAGAUGGUUGACGCUGUCUGCUUCUUGCACUCCAAAGGAUUAAUGCACAGGGAUCUUAAGCCUUCAAAUAUUUUCUUUACUUUGGAUGAUGUGGUGAAAGUGGGUGACUUUGGGCUAGUCACUGAAAUGGACCAAGAGGAAGAAGAGGGGUCCAUACUUACACCAAUGCCAAUGUACGCUAGACACACAGGGCAAGUGGGUACUAAGCUCUAUAUGAGUCCUGAGCAGAUAUCUGGAAAUACUUACUCUCACAAAGUGGACAUCUUUUCUUUGGGCCUGAUCCUGUUUGAAUUGUUGUAUCCCUUCAGUACACAAAUGGAGAGAAUUCAGACAUUAACAGAUGUUCGCAAUUUGAAGUUUCCCACUUUAUUUCUAGAGGACUAUCUUCAGGAGCAUGAAAUGGUGCAGAAAAUGCUUUCUCAUGAACCAGCUGAACGACCAGAGGCUGUGGACAUUGUCAACAACCCGUUCUUUGAGAGCUUUGACAUUCCUGAAAGGCAGCUGCUGAGGCAGAGGUCACGGACACUCAGCUCCAAUGGAGUCAAGACUGUGAGGGCAUCUGUCUCGUAACAUUGGAUGUCAGUUGAUUCAGCCUACAGGUUCUUGAUCUCUGAUACCUUCCCAUUGCAUCGUAACAAUUGAAAUAAGUAUUUGGAAAAGAUUGCAAGGCUCAUUCUGAUCACUUACUUUGAAAUAAUUAUCAGAGUUUUUAAGGACUAAGUGAUGUGAUAACAAAGCUUCUUUUCUACUAUCCACCCAAGCUGAUACCUAACAUGUUUAUAGAAAAUAUCUCCGCUCGGAAGAUUAUGCAUUUGAAGUAACAACAAGCGCAGAUCUACUGUUUUUGAAGGCUUAUUUUGUCUUGUGUGUCACAGCUUCCAUUAAUUCUAUUCUAUAAGCACAUACUGUGCAUUCCUUUAGUGGCUACACCUGCACAGUAGAUCAGAUGCAUGCAUUUCAAGAGAAAGUCGGAACUGGAAUUUAAUCUGCAGUACUCCUAACUUCAUUGCAACCUUGUGUCAAAGGGCAUUUGUCCAACUUUCAGCUGGAAGCCUGUAUUUUUGGAAAUUGAAACAUCACCACAGUGUGGUUUUCAGUCAUGAUUUGAAAGCAUCACCUGGCCCUCAUUCACAAGUUUUCGGGAAUUGGCCUGACUGUACGUGGUGAAUGAUGGAGUUAGAAUGUAGUUAUAGUGCUGUGACAGCACAAUGGCAUAAAUACAUUAACUAUUAAUCAAAAAUCAUGCUGUGCAAAUUUCAUAGUGAGUGGGCAAUUUGUAUUCUUAAUAAUGCAAACUAGAUCUUUACAUUUGAUAUUGUGUUUACAUUACUGUACUGACUGAAGAUAUUUAAUUUCUUGUACUAUAAGUAUGUUCUUUGAAUUUCUGACCAGCUAAAAAUAGGUGAACAUUCAGAAAUUUCCCCAUGUUGUCACAACGCUUCUUUCACCAGCUCUUCAAUGCUUCGAUGGGUAAUGAUUUAGUUCUGUGCAGCACUGAAUGCUAAAGUGAAGAAGAUUCCAACCUCCAUUUCCAUCGGUGUUCGGUUAGCUGCACUUAAUUGUGAUGCUACAAUACAGCACGUUUUUGGUUAUUCCAGGAAAAAUAUCAAUAUUAUCUACACCUGAUUGGCAGAAGGCAUAUCCUGUGCUCGUACUUUCAUUGCAGCUGUAGAGAGUAGUUGUUUGGACUGAUGCUGGUUUAUCAUGCACCAUUAAGAUGCAGUGCAAAACUCUGACUCUGUUGCUUUGUCUUGUCAUGUCAUGUCAUCUAGGUUCAUUUAGAACAUGUUGUUCCUGUUGAGUAUCUAAAACCAAUUUGUUUAAUUUCUCUAAUUGCCUAAGCAGGUUUUCAGCAUUGUAGAUUCAACACCAACUUAAAAAUUAUUGAGCAGAAUGCUUAUUAUAGGUCUGUCCAAUCUAAUUAUUCCUCCAGGUCCUUAUCAGGCUAUUGUAUAAUUUUGUGCACUCUUUAAAGGAGUGGAAUUAUAUUGUUGUGUUCCGAGAACUUGUUAAAAUCUUUUCAGAUCUAUAUAUCUGUAUUAUACCAUUUUGAAUUAGCUGUCAUUUUGGCUCAUUAUAGUGAUCCAUUUAAUUCUUUUUCAACCUGGGGAGAAAAGAGCUGUUUAAUGUGUGGAUUGUAACCAGUGAAAAACAGCCACUCGAUCUCAAACAUACAUGCGCGCCAUUAAUUAUAUCAGCUUCCUUCAGCACUAUACAAAAACACUGAGAUAAGAUCUGAAUAAUGAAAGACUGUUGGGAAAGAGUAGAGAUGGGAUUAGUUCAGUGGUGCUGGAGUUAGCACAUGCAGGUCAAUAGGCUACCAGAUUUGUGCCAUGUUAAAAAAGAAUUGUCAACUUUCCAAAUCAAACAACAUUUAAGUCUCCAUUUUAAAUAAACUGUGUUGGUGCCCUGAAUGGCAAGGAUGAGCCCAGAUCUCUGAAGUUACUGAGGAUAUUUGCUCAAAACCAGACGGAUGGAGAAAUGUGUGGUACUGUUCUUGCAGUUUGCUUGCAACAUUAUUGGAAGCUAAAGACAGAGUUUCAAGUACAAGCAGGAGGAGUUAAUAUGGUGAGUCACCCUCAGCGGGUGCUCAGUGAAAUGGACUCCUAAUCUGUGGUAGGGGAAAGUGUGCUGUAAUAGAGGAAAGUGUGUUCAAGGGAAGGCUGGACAAGCACAUGAGGAAGAAGGGAACAGCAUUAUGCUUCCCUACAGUUUUUCUGUCUGACCUAAUUUUUAACAGUGUGACCCCAGAUGCCGGCACAUUGACAUUCAAAAUGUGAUUAAGUUUGUGUGUUCCAGAUCAACAUAUACAUCUCGUAAGUAUGAAAAUCUGUGCUUUAUAGCACAUUGUUAAUGUUUUGUAUAAUUAGUUAUAUAAUUUCCCUUCCCCACUAUCACAAUUUAAUUGUAAUCAAACCACCACAACCGCAGUGCACUUCUCUUCUGAAUGUCAAUCCACUCUCUACACUAGCCUGUUCCUCCGUUCCCCCUCUACCCAUUUAUUCAGUCAGCACUCUUUCCCCCAACUAUCAUCAUAACUCUCACACUAACUCCUGUUUCCUUUGGUUUGUUUGGGAGUUGUUGCCAGUACCAGUACAACAGAAUUUCAGUCUGGGAGGCUGAGGAGCCUGUUCUGCAGGAGCAGGAACACAAUAAUAAAGUUAGAGCCAGCAACUCACCUUCUCAGCUAAACCACAUGACCUCUGGUUUUCCCCUCAUGUUGGGAACAUCAGUCUUUGUUGUCCUCUGCCUGAAGCACGUUGGCAAGUUAUUUGGACUAAUGAACAAAUUGAUAAGUAAAUGAAAAAAAUUAAAUUCAAUAUAAUCUGUGACAAAAAAUUCCAUGGCUUUGAAAUUACAGCCCUUAACUUCUUUUCUGCACAUCGCAGUUUAUUUUGGCGCUGAAAAGUACAGGCUUUCAAUUGGCGGAUGUGCAGUAAGGACCCAAUCUGGCUGUAAUUUAUUUUUAUAGAGUACAUUGCAAUUUAUGAUUGCAUCAGGAUUUGACAUGAAUUUGUAAGGGCUGAACUGCAUAUACACAAAUUGGAUCCUGGCAAAAUCAUUGCACCAAGUGUCAGCAAACACUCUAUGAAACAUUCCAGGCCUACCUGAACUCCAUAUUAGAAAUAUUUAUUGAAGUCAAAAGAGUGAGCUCUUUGAGCUCACUUGUUCUGUUUGCCUGCAUUAAUCCAGUGGGUUCAGGCUGGUAGUCUCUUCCCCCUUGGUUGUCAUAGUUGUUUUAAGGAGAUGCAGAUUGUGACCCCCGUGUGACCUUUAAUUUCACUGGGAGUCAUGAUGCAUAGUUUCGGAAUCUCUACCAUAAAUUCCAAUUCCCCAAAAGUUUGGGUAGUGUAGUGAUUUGAUUAUGUAAAGUUACAUAGGUUAUGUGUUGAUUUGAUAAUCGAGAGGCCAGACUUCAACCUAGAGAGAAUUUGAAUUCAAUUACUAAAUCAAUCUAUAAUAACAGUUGUAUUCACUGACGAUCAUGAAGUUCCCAGUUUUUGUUUUAAUCUCUUGAUUCACUGCUGUUUAGGAAAGGCAAUCUGCUAACCUUACCUGGUCUGGCCUACAUGUGACUCCUGAUCUGCAGAACUGUAGUUAAUUUUGAAUUGCCCUCUGUUGACCAGUAAAUCAUUUAGUUGUAUAGAAAUAGCCAACAAAUGUUAGUCUUGCCAUGGGUGCCCACAUCCUGUGAGUGAGCAACAAAAGCCUCAAUCUCGAUCUGUAUUGACAAUUUAGAAAAAAACAGGAGUAGGCCUUUCAGCCCCCUGAGCCUGCUCCACCAUUCAAUAGCAUCAUGGCUAAUCCAGCAUUCCUCAGGUCCACUUUCCUGCCUUCCC